AUGAAAAUAAAACCUGGGACCCGUGUGGUACGAGGUCCUGAUUGGAUCUCAAAGAAGCAAGAUAAUGGAGAAGGCUUCCUGGGAACUGUGAUAUUUGUACCUAAGCCUGGCUCUGAUGACAAAAAGGUUACCGUCAUCUGGGACUCAGGACGAGAGCUGAGAUAUAGAGCUGGCGAGAAUGGAAAAUAUGACCUACGAGUGUUUGACACGGCACCUUCAGGAGUUUGUCAUCCUAACAUAACUUGUGAUAUUUGUGGGGAGAAAGGAAUCCAUGGAUUACGAUGGAAGUGUUGUGAUUGCCAUGACUUUGAUAUGUGUAGUCCAUGUUAUAUGGCCGAUAAACAUGACCUGAAGCAUGCGUUUGUUCGAGUGGAUACCCCUAACUCUACAGCUUUCAAUGUACCUACCAGAUCAAAAAGUGCCAGUAGUAAAAGGACAGCCAAAGGUAUAUUUCCAAAUGCUGAAGUAAUGAGAGGUCCUCACUGGAAAUGGAAAAAUGACGAUGGUGGAGAGGGAGGUGUAGGCCUUGUGAAGACACUGGAGACCUGGGGUAAAGAUUCAUACAGAGGAGCUGUCAAAAUUUUAUGGAAAGCCGAUAAUUUGGUGAAGAACUAUCGUGUUGGUGGAGAGGGUUGUGUAGAUGUGAUUUACACACGGAUGACAGAAACUGCCUCUGGUGGGAAUUAUUAUGCAGAUCAUCUUCCGUUUGUUGAUGUGGUCAACCCUGGACAGAUUCUGUUGAAGAUUGGUGACAAAGUAAUUGUCACUUUACCAUUAAAAGGAUUCAGGCAGCUACAGGACAACCAAGCAUAUGGUGGCUGGGAUGAUGAGAUGAAUCAGUGUUUAGACGAAACAGGAACUAUUGUUGGCUUCCUUUACAGUGGCAUGAGUGUUAAAGUACAAUAUGAAGACAGUAAAACUUGGGUCAUCAAUAAAGUAGCUUUAACGAGGAAACAUACCUUUAAUCAAGGAGAUGCUGUUACUAUUCUGAAUAAUUAUAAUGCUGUCAAAGAGCUGCAAAAAGGUCAUGGUGGAUGGAACGAUGAAAUGAAGACUGCUCUAGGAAAGAAUGGUAGAAUAGUUCGUCUUGACAGUGAUGGUGAUAUGCGAAUUAAAAUUGAGAAUAAAACGUGGAUAUUUAACCCAGCAUGUAUAAUGCCAAUAGACGAUGACAGCACAGCCAAAUCGAUACCAGUUUUGUCUAGACAGGACACCAGAGAUCAUUCUGAUGAUGAAUCAGAGACAGGAUCUGAAGGGGAUGAGGGUGGACAGGCUGUUGCUGAAGCCAUUGCUCAGCUAUUUGUGGCCAUGUUGAGAGAAGCUCCAGGCACAGAAGAGGAGAAAGAUUCCAUCGUGGAGGCUGCAGCCAAAGGAGAUUUUGAUGUGGUCAAAAAGAUUGUCAAAAAACACCCAGAUAAGAUCAAUACAAAGAUGGAGGGUAAAACAGCAUUACAGUUAGCAUGCUACGAAGGUCAUCACAAUAUCGUAGAAUUCCUAGUAAAGAACAAAGCUGAUGUAAACAUAAAGGAUAGUGAAGGAGAUACAGCAUUACACUACGCUGCUUAUGGGAAGGAAAGCAAAAUACUCCAAGUUCUUUUAGACAACAAAGCAACAGUCAAUGCUGUUAAUGCCAAAAAACAAUCUGCUUUACAUAUAGCAGUCAACAAAGGUCAACCUAACUGUUGUAAAGUGUUGGUAAACAAAGGAUGUGACCCAAAUCUUAAGGAUGAUGACCUUGACACAGCUAUGCACGAUGCCAUAUCACAGAAAGAUGCUCCUAAUGAUAUACUGAAAUAUGUCCUGGGAUCUAAAACAGCAAAAUUUGCUACAGAAAAUAGUCGUGGAUUUAAUGUUCUACACUGGGCAGUUUUAAAGGAUAAUAAAGACUCUGUGGAGAUAAUAAUAAGCAAUGAUAAAACCUGUGUGGAUUCCAAGAUGAAAGAUGGUAGUACAGCCAUGCAUAUAGCUGCCGCUAAUGAUCGAGUGGAGAUUGCCAGUAUUCUUCAGUCUAAAGGUAAAGCAGACAUGAACAUUAGAGACAGUAUGAAGAGGACACCUUUAAUAUUGGCUGUUUCUCAAGGCAAAAAGAAAACCAUGGAAUUACUGAUAACUGUUGGCUGUGACGUCAAUGCUCAAGAUAGUAGUGGUAAUACAGCUCUACAUGUGGCACAGGUCAAGAAAAACUUAGGCCAAGCGGUUGCAUUAGACAAGGCAGCCAGUAGCAGUCAAGAUACAGCUAUCAUAUGUUCACUGAUAGAAAGUGGAGCAAAUAUAGAAAUUAAGAAUGAAGAAGGGAAGACACCAUUAGACUUUGCUAAUGAUGAAAUGGUCAGACAUUUCAUGAGAACGUUAGCUAAGAGAGCAAAAAAGAAAACGUUUGCCACAACUGCUAAAGGUAUUCCAGCUCCCUCUAAUUGGACAGACAUGCAAGGGGAAACAGUGUUGAAAAUUUCAAUUGGUCCAACAAAAGGUGGUAUCAUGCAGAUAGAAUUUGACAAUGUAAGAAAUCAGUUUGAGAAGACCCUACCUCAAGCAAGAAUUGUAUCAAUCCAUAGGAUGCAAAAUAUGUUUCUAUGGGAAAUGUAUUACUUGAGAAAAAGGCAGUUUGAGCAUGCAUAUGGAAAUGGAUGUGCCAAUGAGCUAGUCUUAUUCCAUGGUACAACACCAGAUAAACUGGAUGUUAUUGCAGAACAAAAUUUAGACCCUCGACUUGCUGGAGGUCGUGUAGGUGCAUUGUUUGGUAAAGGUACUUACUUUGCCACAGAUGCUAAAUAUUCUGAUUUGUAUGCCCAAGCUGAUCACAACGGACAUAAAUUCAUGUUCCUUGUGAAGGUAUUAGCAGGGAAGACUUGUAUUGGAAGACCAGACUAUGUAAGACCACCACCACAAGAUACCAAGAAUCCAACAGGUCCAUUGUUUGAUAGUUGUGUUGACAAUGAGAAGACCCCUAGAAUUUAUUGUGCUUUCCAUGACAGUCAAUAUUACCCAGAACACCUUAUUGAAUACACAUAAACUUUUAUAACCAUUUAUGGAAGUGGUGUUGUGCUUUUCCCAACUUUUCCAAAAAUUCCAGAAAUGCAUAACUUUAACCUUAACAAGAUUUGCAGCGUUAAUGUUGUUGAGGUGGCUGAACCAUAUACCUGCUAAGAGUCAGUAUCUUGUGAUGUCAGCUUAUAUUUUUUUAUAAUUUUGAUUGAUUGUCAUGCAAUAUAUGGUAGUAUUUAUUGAAAUAUUUCAUCAGUUAUUUCAUGUAACUUAUUUAAAACACCAUUGAAUAUAUAAAGGGUAUUUGUGGUUAUAACUGAAGAACAAUUAUCAUUUACUUCUUCUACAACAGCUUAAGGAUGUUUGCUACUCUGUUUCAAAAUAACAAGCUUUUAAAAUGAUUGUUCUAAAAUGAUAGUAUAUAAAUAAAGGAACUAAAAAAGCAGAAAAAAAUGAAGGGUCCGUGUGCUUGUGUUCGAGAUAUAAGCCAUUGAAAAUUUGGCGGGAAAUGAUUCUCUCUAGAUUUUUCAUACUUUUAAACAUUGGCGGCUUUUUUGUUUCAAAAACUAUGAAAAAAUAACAAGGAUUUUAUAAGAUUGUCAAAUAUGGCUUUUUAAACUAUAUGUAAUAAAAUUAUGAAAAGAAAAGUAGGGGUUAGUGGGCAAAUUUUUUUUGUGACAAUACAUGGAUAAAACUAGAGGAUUCCGAAAAUCUGGCAAAAAUUCAAGAACAAGUGGAGCAAACAUCCUUAAAUGGAAAAGGUGUCUAGAGAUAUUUUGUGUUGAUCACUGUGUAGUUAUGUUUGAAAAAUGACAAAGUUUUCUUGUCGUUUCACUCCCAACAACAGCAGGUCACCUUGAUGUACAUUUUAUGCUCAAAUGAAUACAAUUACAUUUUACAUGCUUCUUGAAUUUUCUGAUAUUUUUUGUAAUUUCUUCACCCUGAACUAUACUUUCUUUUUGACAUAGAUAUGCAGCUAAAAAUUAAGAUAUAACUUGGUAAAUAAAAGUUUAUAAUUCAUAUGAUAUAGCUAAUCUAAUCUAUCAUUUAAUCUAAUCUAUCAUUUCAGUUUGAAAGGGUUAACAGACAAAAUUUGCUACAAGUUUUUAUGAAGAUUGAUAAUUUAUAUAUUGUAUCAAUAUCAAUGUCAGACACUGAUGUCAGUGUAGCAUUGUUACUCUUUUCCAUGUAAACUAUCUUCACAGGAUAUUAUGCACGAUAAUUGUAUGUAUUGAUAGUUAAACAUGAGUGAAUGAUUCCAUUAUAACCAAAUUGAUGUGGUUUUUUUUAUUUAUAAUGAGAAUACACUUGUUUGUUAAGGAAGGUGUUAAUGUUUUUGGUUGUUAAUGACAUUUUGAAUGUUUAAAAUAUUAGUAGAUACUGUAGACUUUUUAUAGGAAUAAACAUAUUUUGCUGUAA
Messenger RNA from Mytilus californianus (California mussel), 4404 nucleotides. Its product is annotated as E3 ubiquitin-protein ligase MIB2-like. Gene Ontology annotation, molecular function: protein binding; ubiquitin-protein transferase activity; zinc ion binding. The record is from RefSeq and is a predicted model, not a curated record. Gene Ontology annotation, cellular component: cytoplasm. Gene Ontology annotation, biological process: protein ubiquitination. NCBI's taxonomy places the organism in Eukaryota, Metazoa, Mollusca, Bivalvia, Mytilida, Mytilidae.